AUGAACAGCCACCUAUUGCCGUACCCUUAUAACCAAACGACGACUCCCCCUGUAAUCUCUUGCGGAACAUUGGUUGGUAACCACGAUCUCGUGCUUGGUCCAGAUUUUGCCCGACGAUUUCCUUCUCGCCUUUCUCCGGCCCAUUCCAAGCAAUCGCUACUUGACUCACUAGAUUGGAUGCAUAUUAUUUACCUCCAGGACCGUUCUGUUACCUUGACUUUCCCACACGGCAGGAAGCUGAAUGUUUACGGUUCUCCUCACACGCCAGAAUUCGGCGUCUGGGCUUUUCAGUAUCCACCCAUCAGGGAUGUCUGGACUGGCCGGAUCCCUGAUGACGCUGAUAUAGUGGUACUCCAUGGUCCGCCGUUGCUUUACUGCGAUGUUGAGAGAACAGGUGAUGGGUAUUUGUUGAGAGAGCUAAGGAGGGUGAAGCCGCAGCUUAGUGUUUUUGGGCAUAUCCAUGAUGGAUACGGAGUGGACAGGCUAGUGCACGACCGAGUGCAGAACGCACGAGAUGAGAUAUACCUCCAUAGAAGCGGACUGUCUGCAAUAUUUCGAAUGAGCUUUUGGAUGACUGUGGCAUGGGUUCGGAUGUUGUUGGGUCUUCCUCAGCCACGGGAGACGAUAUUGAUCAAUGCGGCUAUUGCGCCAGGAGCGAAUAUUAUUAGAGACCAGAAGACGCCCGUUGUAUUGGAGAUGUAA
This is a messenger RNA of Blastomyces gilchristii SLH14081, 702 nucleotides long. RefSeq names its product phosphoric ester hydrolase. Lineage: Eukaryota; Fungi; Ascomycota; Eurotiomycetes; Onygenales; Ajellomycetaceae. Gene Ontology annotation, molecular function: hydrolase activity. The coding region runs from base 1 to 702 and encodes 233 amino acids. The transcript is spliced from 2 exons. The record is from RefSeq and is a predicted model, not a curated record.